This is a messenger RNA of Drosophila kikkawai, 504 nucleotides long. RefSeq lists its product as uncharacterized. The record is from RefSeq and is a predicted model, not a curated record. NCBI's taxonomy places the organism in Eukaryota, Metazoa, Arthropoda, Insecta, Diptera, Drosophilidae.
AUGGCUUUUGAGCAAAAACAUGGGAUCGCAACCAAGGUGGAGUUCACCAACGCUAAAUCCACCACCUUGGAUCCUGAUUUCGCCAGCUUUGAGUAUUGCUUCCUGAAGUCUGUAAAUCGAACCUAUAAGUACUUGUCCGUAAAAGUGAACCUGCACAAAACGUCCGUUACCAAAGUUAAUGUUAAUGUAGCCAUUUUUAAGAGAUACAAUGGAUACAAACCGUUUUUCUAUAACGUCACUGUGGACGCCUGUAAAUUUCUGGUCCGUGAAAAACCAGAUCCCAUCGCCACUUACCUUUACAGCAUGUUCAAAAGUUACUCCAAUAUGAAUCACUCUUGUCCCUUUGAUAAUGAUAUUUUGGUGGAAAAAUUGCCAAUCGGCUUUAUCAAUCAACAGGUUACGGAAGUCUUACCUGUGCCCCAUGGGGAUUACCUUUUCCAUUCCAACUGGCUGGCUUAUGAUAUAAACCGUGCUACUGUCAGCGUAUACUUUACCAUUUCCUAA